AUGGGCAGUCGUUGCCUAGUCGUCUAUAUGUCCUCAUGUGCGAAUGAGUUGUCGCCCAGUAGCCAGUCCUUUCUAAAGCCACCGCUCCUCGGCCUGUCGAAAGUGCCAAUGUUCCUGAGGAUGGGCGAAUCUCUGCAAAUCUACUUCAGCGUCAAAGAUGGAAGCAGCCUCCUUCUCAAGACGCAAAUAGGCCGCAGUCAAUUCUGCCAAUCCAACGAACUUUAA
Molecule: messenger RNA, 225 nt
Organism: Protopolystoma xenopodis
Lineage: Eukaryota; Metazoa; Platyhelminthes; Monogenea; Polystomatidea; Polystomatidae
Source: the annotation of a GenBank genome assembly